This is a messenger RNA of Pseudo-nitzschia multistriata, 1245 nucleotides long. The record is from the annotation of a GenBank genome assembly. Lineage: Eukaryota; Bacillariophyta; Bacillariophyceae; Bacillariales; Bacillariaceae.
CCCUAAUUGGGGAAGGAUACUCCAACAAAUACGGGUUCGGAUGCCGAUCGUUGCGACUGACGUUCACAUCACAAAGAGAUGCCCCUCUCAUUGCGCAGCGGAGACAAACAAGCAACAACACGAUUUCGUUGGUGUUGAAACCCACAAUUCUGCUGACAGCAAAAAGAAAGACCUAUUCGAACUACAAUUCUAAAUACAUCACAAAUCCUUGCACCGAUGAGCUUGGGUACUGCGAGUCAGGGCCCGGAAGAGACCGGAGAGAGGCGCGAACCAGCACCUAGAGAUUCGGGCUCGUCGAUUGGUUCGCCACACAACGAAUCGGGAUUCGAGCAACCGGCGAAACCGACCAUCGGCAGCCAUUGCAACUAUAGUAUUAGCAGUAGYAGUAGYAGCAGCAGCAGCAACAGCAUCCUGGCGCUGGGAGGGAGCUCCGCCCGCAAGCCAAACUCCCGGGGAGCAGCGACUCUGGGCGGAGAACCCCAACACGAUGCCCAUCCCUCCACGGUGGGCACGGGGGACCAUUGUAGCAAUCCCUUGUGGAUGCAUCAACUCGGCUAUGGAUGCGACUCCGAUUGCGAAUCCGACCACGGCUUGCAAGACGAAUGGUGGAACCACGGCCCCGACAGCCUCGGAACGCACGCCUGCGCCUACGAUAAAUUCCGGUACAUGGGCGGGGACUAUUUCGCGACGCAGGACACGGCGAUCACCGCCRCGGAGGAGAUGGCCCUGAUCCUUUCGCUGAGAUUGGGGGCGGAAUAGAAGAGCACGGGCCGGCACCAGAUCACAACAGAACAAAYCCGGGCAGAGCAGAGCAGAGCGCACCACAAACAACCCUGCCGGGGGCAGCCUUUCCUUCAAAAGGUUGAAAACCCACCCGUGUUCCGACCAUACACCCACUCACUCAAUCACUCACGGAUAGCACGUAUCAAUGUACGUAGGUACUUUCGCACACCGUUGGGACUGCGAUUCCCUACCAACCACUCCACGCCUUGGUGGAAACCGUUCGAGGACAACURCCAAAAACGAGAGAAGAGAGCCGCCGCAAGCUUCACGGAGAAUGUAGGGAGCUCUAUUCGAUGCCGUGUACGUAUGACAACGCAAUACCGUCUGCCAUGGUGUGUAUCAACGCUGAUGACAAUUCAUCCGAGUAUUCAAAAUCUGCACCUAAUAGAGGGGACGAUGUCUAUUAUGGCACCUGCAAUCACACGUAUUUGAUGCCGUAGAUACUAAAUUUCUUAUUUAACC